This is a messenger RNA of Abrus precatorius (Indian licorice), 1870 nucleotides long. Its product is annotated as cyclic dof factor 2. The coding region runs from base 95 to 1633 and encodes 512 amino acids. Lineage: Eukaryota; Viridiplantae; Streptophyta; Magnoliopsida; Fabales; Fabaceae. Gene Ontology annotation, biological process: regulation of DNA-templated transcription. Gene Ontology annotation, molecular function: DNA-binding transcription factor activity; DNA binding. The record is from RefSeq and is a predicted model, not a curated record. The transcript is spliced from 2 exons.
CUCUCUCUAACAACUUUUACAUUUUUUAUUUUUCCCUUUGGAGACAAAAACAUAAAAAAAACUUCUUUUUUAGUAACAAAAUAAGAGAACGGAAAUGUCGGAAGCAAAAGACCCGGCGAUCAAGCUCUUCGGGAAGACGAUCCCUGUGCCGGAGAUCCCGGCCGGAUCCGGAGACUCCGCCGGAGCUCCGGCUUCUUCUUCAGGGGAUGUUGUUGAUGACACUGUUGAUCACAACCAUGCUUCUUCCACCAACUCUUCCAGGGAGUCAUACACCAAUAGAGAUGCACAAGAGCAUGAUGCUAUUCACAAGGACUCAUCGGAAGAAAAACCAACUGAUGAUAAGAAGGAAGAUGGAGCCCCCGCCCAAUCAUCAGAAGAGUUCACCAAUCCAGAUACUGCCUCUAGAACCGGCGAAGAAUCCAUUACCCUAUCCACUGAGAGGGAGGCUACAACGUUGAAAACUUCAAAAAGCGAAGAAGAACAGGGUGAGCAGGGUGAGACAAGUAAUUCACAGGAUAAGAACCUUAAAAAACCAGACAAAAUAUUGCCUUGUCCUCGCUGUAAUAGCAUGGACACUAAGUUCUGCUACUACAAUAAUUACAAUGUGAACCAACCGCGCCACUUCUGCAAGAAUUGCCAGAGAUACUGGACUGCUGGUGGGACAAUGAGGAAUGUUCCUGUAGGAGCUGGUCGCAGGAAAAACAAGAAUUCAACUUCUCACUAUCGCCAGAUAACUGUUCCUGAAGCAGCACUCCAGAAUUCUCGGACCGAGUUGCCAAAUGGAUCGCAUCAUCCCUCCUUGAAGUGCAAUGGUACAGUCCUCACAUUUGGAUCCGAUGCACCCUUGUGUGAAUCAAUGGCAUCUGUUUUGAACCUUGCUGAUAAAAAAGUGCACAAUUACACAAGAAAUGGAUUUCAUAAACCUGAAGGACUGAAAAUUCCUGUUCCAUGUGCAAGUAAAGAAAAAGGGGAUGGUCAAUCUAAUAAAUCUUCUGUUACCUCCGCAAAAUCAAUGGAAGGUGCAAGCACCAAUGGAUCCCCAGAACAAGCUAUGCAGGAUUGUCAAAGCUUCCUACCCCAGGUUCCCUACUUUCCCGGGACCCCUUGGCCUUUUCCGUGGAAUCCAGUGCAGUGGAGCUCUCCAGUGCCACCGCCUGCAUUUUGCCCACCGGGAUUUGCCGUGCCACUCUAUCCUGCAACAGCUUAUUGGGGUUGUGCUGUGUCAGGUGCAUGGAACAUCCCAUGGCUAGCCCAAUCAUCAUCACCAAAUGGUGCAACCCCUAACUCUGGCCCUAACUCUCCAACCUUGGGUAAACAUUCCAGGGAAGACAACAUGCUCAAACCAAACGGCUCAGGUGGUGAGGAUGAGCAUAGCAAAGAAAAUAACAAAGAAAAGUGCCUUUGGGUUCCAAAAACUCUGAGGAUUGAUGACUCAGGAGAAGCAGCAAAAAGCUCUAUAUGGACAACACUUGGGAUUAAAAAUGAUAAGGCUGAAUCAGUUCCUGGGGGAGGGAUCUUUAAAGCGUUCCCUUCUAAACAUGAAGAAAAGAACCACUCAAUACAAGCCUCACAUGUCUUGCAGGCCAAUCCAGCCGCGUUGUCGAGGUCACUUAACUUUCAUGAGACCUCAUAACCAUGUAGCUUACAAAUUUGUAAUUGUCUUUAGGUGCAGCAGACAGAUUUGGCAAUGUUCAACCAUUCCUCAGGAAAUCACAAAUUGUAAAGCCACAUCAGUUCACCAGCCUUGUUUGUAACAAUUAGUUCUGUUGUCAGCCAACUGAAGGAUGGUUCUUCAUGCAUUUCCUUCCAAGCUGAAGGAGUAUUCUUGUGUUUGCAAAGUAUCUUUCUUCCCUUUCUUAGGUGUUUUCUA